ACUUAUACAAAAUCAUGGAAAAGAAACACACAUAAUAAACAACAAUUAACUUGUGCAGUAGCAGGGUUUUGUUUAUUUAUUAAGCUUCCAUCCUCCUCGUGCGUAUCGUGAGGAGGCUCUUCUUAAACUCUCUCUUCAACUUAAGAUCCUCUCUGCAACUUCUUCAAAAGUACAGCAGCUGAAAGAGUGAGGAAGAUGACAAACAAAUCCCCAAUAUUUCCAAUACCACAGCACCCCCAUCACUUCAGUGACUAUGGAUUCGAUCCUCAGAUGGAUUACUUACAGGUACUAGAAGAAGCAAAGAAACAUAAAAAAGAGAAAUUUCUUCCAUCAUCGUCAACAACAACAUCAAGAUCUGUAGAGUCCUUACACUUCAAAUUACAGAAACCCAUAUCAAAAGAAGAAUCAAAGAAGAAGAAACAAAAGUCCAAAUGGUGGAAAAAUGCGUUGUUGUUCUGUAAAAAGAAAUGGGUUUAUCAGAAUGAUAAGGUCGUUGAUCAUCAUUUUGGUACUGAUAAAAACAAUUACAUGAAGAGUAAUCAAGGUAGUAGUAGUAAUUACAGAGGUACAAUAUCAGGACCAAUUUACAUUACUGAAAGUAGAAGCGGAUCAAGUACACCAUGUCGUUCAACAUCAGGUCCAUUAUCAUCAUCAUCAGCAGCAUGGACGUUGAUACCAGCAACCAAGAAUGAAGUUCCUUACUUGAAUCUAAGAGAAAUGAAUUUAGAUCAGCAUCAUAGAAUUUCUACCACUACUAAUCCAAUGCCAAUCUAUUUAGUUACUUAACUAAUUAGAUCUUCUUUUCUUUGUUAAUGGAAUUUCACUAAAUCAGGGGAAGUUUGUCGAAUUUUCUUUUAGGUUGUUGUUUUUAUUAGGUUUUGAUUUACUGUUUGCAGCUCAACUUGUUGUUUGACACAAGUACUCUGUAUCUGUCAGUCAGCUUCAUAAUGAAAUCAGAAAUUGUGUCAA
Papaver somniferum (opium poppy) is the source of this 969-nucleotide messenger RNA. RefSeq lists its product as uncharacterized. Bases 196 to 786 code for a protein of 196 amino acids. Lineage: Eukaryota; Viridiplantae; Streptophyta; Magnoliopsida; Ranunculales; Papaveraceae. The transcript is spliced from 2 exons. The record is from RefSeq and is a predicted model, not a curated record.